This is a messenger RNA of Cucurbita pepo subsp. pepo (vegetable marrow), 885 nucleotides long. NCBI's taxonomy places the organism in Eukaryota, Viridiplantae, Streptophyta, Magnoliopsida, Cucurbitales, Cucurbitaceae. The record is from RefSeq and is a predicted model, not a curated record.
AUGGCGUUUGAGAGAGAUCUCAACUUGGAAGCCACGGAGCUCCGACUCGGCCUGCCGGGAACCUCGCCGGACAACCAAUCUUCUCCGAUCAACUCCAACAAAAGAGCUUUGCCGUCCGACGACCAAAACCUGCCGGAUUCCGCCCGAGAAAAUAACUCCGAUCCCACAAAAUGCACCCCGGAAAAUCCCCCUCCCACCAAGGCACAGGUUGUGGGGUGGCCGCCGGUAAGAUCGUUCAGAAAAAAUUCUUUUCAAGUGAAGAAAAAAGAUGAGGCGGCGGCGGUGGUGGCCGGAGGAAUGUUCAUAAAGGUGAGCAUGGACGGAGCUCCGUUUCUAAGGAAGGUUGAUCUCAAGAUCUAUGGAGGAUAUCCUGAGCUUCUUCAAGCUUUGGAGAUCAUGUUCAAAUUCUCUCUUGGGAAGUUUUGUGAGAGAGAAGGGUAUAACGAGUCGGAAUUCGUCCCGACUUAUGAAGAUAAAGAUGGCGAUUGGAUGCUCGUCGGUGACGUUCCAUGGGAGAUGUUUAUGAGCUCAUGCAAGAAGCUUAGGAUCAUGAAGGGAUCAGAGGCCAAAGGAUUGGGCUGUGGAGCAGUGUGAAGAAGAAGAAGAAGGAUAACUGCUCUGGUUUUUGGUCAUCGGAAAAGCUGUGAAACUUCAUCACAGCCGCCGUGGAUUUGCCGGCGGAGAUCCGCCGCCGGCCGCCUCUCCGAUGAUCUGAUCAAUUUCUUAGAGAGAGGCUGAUGAACAAGACCCGAAAAUAAUAAGGGAAUUAUUAUUUAUUAUUAUUUUUUUUUUGGUGAUUAUUCGUAUUAUUUUUUUUGGGGAAAUUAUGUUAAUUAAUUACCCAAAGAAUUUGUAUAUUUUAUAUGAUAUAAUCAUCAAUUCCAA